AUGGAACAUAGCCAAAAUUUGGGAAAACCAGUGAUUGGGUUCGAUGGAAAUUAUAAGACAGCAAAUGUUGCGUCCCUGCAUGACAAUCAGUGGCAUCGUCUGGAUCUAUUCAUCUCUAAAACUCCAAUCGGUGUAGAAAUAGUUAUUGUCGUUGACCACUGUGUUAAAACUUCUUGGUGCAGUCAGCGUCUAAGUUUCAAUGGAUUACGUACAUCUUCGUUGGUUGAAGGGCCCUUGGUAUUAAAUAUACCAUCUAGUGACGGAAAUCGUCUACAAGAACUCUGCUUGGAAAAUAUUGUCAUCAAUUCUCAGUUGAUUGAUCUCUGGGAGGCAACCCAAAAUCGGCCAUUGGCUCGUGGCUGUCCAAAAUGCGAAGAGGCCUGCUACUUUACAGAUGCCAUAAAUGCCACUAACAAGUGUGGUGAUGAGGGUGUCUGUCGAAAUCCG
This is a messenger RNA of Rodentolepis nana, 447 nucleotides long. The record is from the annotation of a GenBank genome assembly. NCBI's taxonomy places the organism in Eukaryota, Metazoa, Platyhelminthes, Cestoda, Cyclophyllidea, Hymenolepididae.